AUGGCUGAAACCGUGGGCCUGGCUGCAGCUGGUGUAGGCUUUGCUAGCCUUGCGGUACAAUUAGUUGAUUGCAUUCACAAGCUACAUGAUCUUCAUGCAAACAUUCGCGACGCUCCCAUGGAGAUUCGCGCAAUUCUCCGCGAAGUUGACCCCUUAGGCGAGGUCCUCACCCGCUACUCAAGUCUCUCUGGAGCGGCUACCGAGACCUCCCUCAGCCAUUGCUCUGAAGUCCUCAAUAUUCUUCGCAACAUCGCUCACGAGCUCGAGACCAUGAUGCAGACGUCACGCACAAGGCGAUGGAUAAAUUGGACCAAGGCCGACGCUGCCUUUAAGCGCAAACGACUUGCGAACCAACAGGCGGCCCUCGAAAGAGCCAAAUCAACACUUAUGUUGGCUCUCAUGAUGGAUCAAUAUUCACAGCACUUUUUAACUGGAAAUGCGACGAUACUUGGAGAGCUGGCAGUCAACGUACCCUUGGAGACUGUCGAUGCCGUCAACGUCACCCCCGAAGCAACUGUCGCAAGACCACGAGCUGCAAGAUCAAGCUUCAGCAUUACCAUGUACAAUCUGGGAAUAGCCAUGGUCAUGAUCAAGAGCAAGAAUGUUCCGCAACAAUAUGAAACUGACAACAAUGCACAUGCGGACGCUCGCGAAGUGACUAUUUCAUUUGCAUCCUGGCUUUUCAAUCGCGCGGUGGCGCUCAUCUCGCAUUGUAAUCCGAAUUUAACGGAGAUGACGCUACAGAUUGCUCGUCUUGUUCGGCCUGACGCAGAGAUAUUUCACCUUUGUGCUGCGGGUGACGCUUUAGGUGUACGAAAGCUUAUUGCUGAUGGAAAGGCUUCAGCAUCAGAUGUCACUUAUGAAGGGAUGACUCCACUAAUGGUGAGCCUUUGUGUACAUGUCAUCACGGAUUCAUCUGCAUUGCAAUCCGAAGGCAAGAGGCUGAAAUGCCUGUUAGUCGCAUUCGCUAACACCAGUGUGUUGCAGGUCGCUGCCCACCAUCUGCAAGCUGGUGUAUGCCGUGCUCUUCUUGACGCUGGUGCCGAUGUGACGGUCACGAUGCCAGUAAAAAUCUCGGAGAUACUUACGGUCAAACUGUAUGAUAUUUUCCUAGUCCCACUUGAUUCCGCUGAUCAUCCCUUCAGAACUGCUCUGCACAUGGCUGUGACAAGAGCCGUGCCCAAUACUAUUAUUGCUGCUCUUAAGGCGCAUGCGAACCCAUGGGACGACUAUUGGGUAGAAUCACAGUCGGAAUCCGUUUCGGUUGGAAAACCCACCAUAACAAGUAUGAAUACUGCCCGUGUCAUCGUCGAGCACGGCGGAAGCUCCGUCGAUAUCGGCUGGUCGCCACUUUCUGGCGACAAUGCUGAUUGUAUUGAUGACCUCGAGCGACUGACCCCUGGUCAUCUGUCUCUCUGUGCGCCAGAAGACCUUCUCUGGCUAAUAGCACCCGAGAGAAUCAAUCUCCUGGGACAGGAGUUGGAUCUUUUCUACAUGUCGAUGUUGAGGACGCAGUGCCGUCUCGGGAGUUUCGUUGGUUUCAGUGCACACAGGAUCUCCGCCCUCUUUCAAAAGGUCACUGAUUUUUCAACACUAGCGCGUAUACAUGAUCACAUCAAAACAGGCAUCUUACAUCAUCUGCUCUGCCGGCUACCAUAUAUUGAGGUUGACCCCCUGCGAAUCAUUCUACUGCUGCUGGACCAACUGGUACAAGUAGGUGCGAUCGAGUUUGCAGACUCUAUGGGGAAUGGUACGCCCCUUAUGGAGGCCGCCUGGGUGAGCAUUGACUCUUAUGUAUACAAGUACGGCCUUUGGCGGCCUGAGUAUGCAUCUGAAAUUUUAACGAGCGGCUUGAAUCUCUGGCUGGAAAUGUUAGGAAGAGCAGGAGUGAGCAUUCGCCAGUAUUUUGCCAGACAGUGCGAGCUUGGUGCAACGGAUCGAAUGGCAUGCUACGUACGACCGAAAUACACCGAAUGGUUCCCCGGGCAGUUCCUCGACCACAGAUGGUACGUCGAAAUGACGUUCUGGGAGAACCCUGACGCAACUGUGGCCAACAACCCUCGUGAUUUCAGCAUUGGAGUCAAGUACUACUCUGUUCAAUGCAAUUACCCUGUUCCGGGAGCUUGGAGUGAUGAUUCAGAGCAGAUUGAACAAAGCGAUCGGGAUGAUGUCCAGCUCAGGGUUGAUGGGCUAGAUAUUGAAGACGACGACGACGACGACGACGACGACGACGAAGACGGCGAGGGCUGGAACGGGGACGCAGAAGACGAGAACUGUGAUGGAGUCGCUGACCCUGAUUGA
Exophiala xenobiotica is the source of this 2301-nucleotide messenger RNA. RefSeq lists its product as uncharacterized. Lineage: Eukaryota; Fungi; Ascomycota; Eurotiomycetes; Chaetothyriales; Herpotrichiellaceae. The record is from RefSeq and is a predicted model, not a curated record. The transcript has a single exon. Bases 1 to 2301 code for a protein of 766 amino acids.